GGAGCCGCGCCGGGAAUCCCCGUCCAGAAGCCCCCCGGGGCCCCGGAGGUCGCGGCGGCCGCUCCGCAGGUGCUGAGGAUGCGAUGGCCUCCGAGGGGCUCCCUGGGGAGAAAUCUCCGCUGACGGUGAAAGUGGAGAACAAGCCGAUGACCUUGAACCUGCAGGCGGAGAGCAGAGGCGGCCUCCUCUCGGGCGGGGAGCUGACGGUCUUCCUGGCUGGGCCUGGCAUUGAGGUGGACGGCCUGCCUAACGGCCCUGGCGCAACAGCUGAAGGGCCCCAGGGAGCCAGGAGGGAGUCUGGGGGCCCAGCCGCCUCCCCGGAGAACAGGCCCCAGGCCUCCAACACAAGCGGCCUUGGUGGCUGCUCCAGAGCCCCCAGGUCAGAAGCGGAAGCCCCCAGGCAGAACGUGGGCGCCCUGGAGCACAGCCCGAGCCUGAAGGUCCAUCCUCCUCAGCUGGGCAGAGGCCAGGAGGGCAGCCAGAGCAGGGCAGUGAACGGAGAGUCCGGGAACCCCGCAGUCGAGGCUGAGGAGCAGCCGGCUGGGCCCCCGGAGGCCUCCCCCCAGCCCAGCGUGGCUCAGCCCCCCCCAGAGGCCGAGGAGCCUGGCCCAGACGUCCCGGCCUCCCAGGUGGCCGUCCAGGCACUGGAGACGCUGCCAGCCGGGUGGGAGCAGCGGGAGCUCCCUAACGGGAGGGUCUACUACGUGGACCACAACACCAAGAGCACCACCUGGGAGCGCCCCCUUCCGCCAGGCUGGGAGAAACGUGUGGACCCCCGUGGCAGGUAUUACUUCGUGGACCACAACACACGCACCACCACGUGGCAGCGCCCCACCGCUGAGUAUGUGCGCACCUACGAGCAGUGGCAGAGCCAGCGCAACCAGCUCCAAGGCGCCAUGCAGCAGUUCAGCCAGAGGUUCCUCUACCAGUCCUCCGGCACGGCUGCUGACAACGAUCCCCUGGGCCCCCUUCCCUCCGGCUGGGAGAAGCGGCAGGACAACGGGCGAGUCUACUACGUCAACCACAACACCCGCACGACCCAAUGGGAAGACCCUCGCACCCAGGGGAUGAUCCAGGAGCCGGCCCUGCCCCCCGGAUGGGAGAUGAAGUACACCAGCGAGCGGGUGCGGUACUUUGUGGACCACAACACCCGCACCACCACCUUCAAAGACCCCCGCCCUGGAUUCGAAUCUGGGAGCAAGCAGGGGGGCUCCCCAGGCGCUUACGACCGGAGCUUCCGCUGGAAGUUUCACCAGUUCCGCUUCCUUUGCCACUCCAACGCCCUCCCCAGCCACGUCAAGAUCAGCGUCUCGCGGCAGACGCUCUUUGAGGACUCCUUCCAGCAGAUCAUGAACAUGAAGCCCUACGACCUGCGGCGCCGAUUGUAUAUCAUCAUGCGAGGGGAGGAGGGUCUGGACUACGGGGGCAUCGCCCGCGAGUGGUUCUUCCUCCUGUCCCACGAGGUGCUGAACCCCAUGUACUGCCUCUUCGAGUACGCGGCCAAGAACAACUACUGCCUGCAGAUCAACCCGGCCUCCUCCAUCAACCCCGACCACCUCACCUACUUCCGCUUCAUUGGCCGCUUCAUCGCCAUGGCGCUCUACCAUGGCAAGUUCAUCGACACGGGCUUCACGCUGCCCUUCUACAAGCGGAUGCUGAAUAAGCGCCCCACCCUCAAGGAUCUGGAGUCCAUCGAUCCCGAAUUCUACAACUCCAUCAUCUGGAUCAAGGAGAACAGCCUGGAGGAGUGUGCCCUGGAGCUCUACUUCAUCCAGGACAUGGAGAUCCUGGGCAAGGUGACCACCCACGAGCUGAAGGAGGGCGGGGAGGACCUGCGGGUCACCGAGGAGAACAAGGAGGAGUACAUCAUGCUGCUGACCGACUGGCGGUUCACGCGGGGUGUGGAGGAGCAGACCAAGGCCUUCCUGGAUGGGUUCAAUGAAGUGGCCCCGCUGGAGUGGUUGCGCUACUUUGACGAGAAGGAGCUGGAGCUGAUGCUGUGCGGCAUGCAGGAGAUUGACCUGAGCGACUGGCAGAAGAACACCAUCUACAGGCAUUACACCAAGAACAGCAAGCAGAUCCAGUGGUUCUGGCAGGUGGUCAAGGAGAUGGACAACGAGAAGAGAGUCCGGCUUCUGCAGUUUGUGACAGGGACCUGCCGCCUGCCAGUCGGGGGAUUCACAGAGCUCAUUGGCAGCAACGGACCCCAGAAGUUCUGCAUUGACAAAGUGGGCAAGGAGACCUGGCUGCCUCGGAGCCACACGUGCUUCAACCGCCUGGACCUGCCGCCCUACAAGAGCUUUGAGCAGCUGAAGGAGAAGCUUCUCUUCGCCAUUGAGGAGACGGAGGGAUUCGGGCAGGAGUGAGGCCCCAGAAGAGCCCCCCCCCCCGCCUGCCAGACAGGGCAGAAUCCUGGGGGACACAGCGUGGAGUCAUUGUCUCGGGGGCCCCUGGGGCCAGAUCCUGUAGAGGAAGCCCCCCAGAGCCCCCCUCCUGCUGCCUCCUGAGUUGCAUUUCUCUGGCAUCUCAGCCCCCUUCUCAUGGGCACUGUGGGUCUCCCCCAGGCCCUCCCCUCCCCUCCCUCUGUCCGGCUCUCCGGCCAGGGCCUUUCCUCACCCACACAGCACUUCAGCAGCAGCUCCCCCCACCUCCCGCCAGCCUUAAUAUUACCAUGAAUGGCCGAGGUCUAGCCGAGCUUGGGCUGCUACAGACUGGCUGGCCCCGAGGCCUUCACUCUCAGCAGUUCACCCUUUGGGGCAGCUUCCGCCGGCUGCUCUCCAGCCUGACACGGGAAGCUCUGUGGCUCCUUUGCAGACCAGCCUUUGCUGUCAAGGUGCAGCCGCUGGUCGCCGGAGAGCCCCAGCCGGGAGGGAGGCAGCCCUGGAGUUUGGCCACAGCAGGCCCUGGAAGCAUCCUUGGAAACCCCCAGGCAGAAUUGACCCAAGGGCUUUCGUGUCCCCAAAGGCAGGCGGCAUCAGGGACAGUUGAGGGACUUCCUCGUGGUUGAGCUGCGUGUGAAUGUCCAAAUUCUACGACUGAUUUCCCCCCCGGCUUGUUUGUGUCGGGGAAGCCGGAGGGGCAGGCAGCAGAGGCCACUCCGGGCCCAGGAAAGGUGGGCUUGUGCAUCUUAGCGCUCCAGGGGUCCUUUGGCCUCCACGGAGGGUGUAUGAAUGUGUAUAAAAACAUGUAUGUGAAUAUAUAAAUGUGUAUAUAAAGGUCUCUGGACACCAAGAAUUGCAAUAGCUUUUGAUGGGAUCUUCACUAGUUUUGUACUGCACCAUCUGCCUCAGUGAUGCCAUCUCUGUGCAAUAAACUAUCCGCAGCUGCU
Messenger RNA from Thamnophis sirtalis, 3328 nucleotides. The record is from RefSeq and is a predicted model, not a curated record. Lineage: Eukaryota; Metazoa; Chordata; Lepidosauria; Squamata; Natricidae.